AUGGCGCCCUCUCCGCCCUCCACCAUCCUCAGCAAUACCCUCGUCUUCCCCAACGACGACCAGCGCUUCUGGUGGGACACCAUCGCGCCCACCAUGCAGAACCUGAUGACCAACGCCCAGUACGAGACCCUCGUCCAGCUUCAGCAUCUGCUCUUCAUCUACCGCCACGUGCUGCCUAUCAUGGGCCCCCGUCCUCGUCCUCGUCCUCGUCCUUCGUCUGGCCCCGGCUCCGACAAACCGACCGCUGUCUGGCGCUCCUUCAUGUGCGACGACACCACCCCGCUGGAGAUCAGCGUCAAUUUCCAUGACCGCAAGGCCACGGUGCGUCUGGGCUUCGAGCCCAUCGGCCCUGACGCCGGCACCCCCCUCGACCCCUUCAACCAGCGUGCCGUGCAGCAGUUCGUGCAGGAUCUGGAAACCACAAACACCGUCACGCACUGGACCUGGUACCGCCAGCUGAGUGAGAUGCUGCUCGUCUCCCCCGCCGACGCCUCGGUGAUCAAGGCCCAACUGCCCGCCUCGGAACACCAGUCUCAGCACUUUUUCGGCUUCGGCUUCGUCUCUGAGAUCGAUUCCUCCCUUCAGGCGGCCCCGCCCCCCAUGAAAGCCUACUUCAUCCCUCAGCUGCGCUCCAUCUUGACCGGCGAGACGGAGAUCAAGCUGAUCUGCAACGCCAUCAAGGCACUGGAUCUUCCCGACGAGAAGAUGACAGCAACCCCUUCCUCUCCACUCUUCACCUCCGCCUUGACAAUGCUAGAGACGUACCUGGCCAUCGACGAAACAAAACUGCGCGCAGAGUGUCUCGCCUUCGACUGCAUCGAUCCCUCCCAGUCCCGUCUGAAGAUCUACCUGCGUUCUCGCCACACUUCCCUCCGCAGCGCCCAGGACGUCUUCACCCUCGGCGGCCGUCUCACAGGCCCCAAUAUCGACGCUGGACUGUCCGUCCUCUGCGAGCUGUGGGGGCUCCUCUUCGACCUGCCUCGCGAUCAUAAAGAUGACGACCCCCUGCCGCUCAAUAACCAUCGCUCGGCCGGGAUCUUGUUCAACGCAGAACUGCGCCCGGGCAAGCCAACCCCCGAGAUCCAGGUCUACCUCCCUGUCAGACACUAUGCGCGCACCGAUCUCGCUGUCGCAGAGGGGUUGGCCACGUAUUUCCACCGCCAGGGUUGGCACCACCUGGCGGCCUCCUAUGUCCACGACCUGCGUGAAAGAUUUCCCUCGCAUGCUAUCGAUACACAGCUGGGAACCCACACCUACGUCUCCUAUUCCUUCAAGAAGGGGAAGCCCUACGUCACGGUGUACUACAACCCCAAGGUCUACUCUUGA
Messenger RNA from Penicilliopsis zonata CBS 506.65, 1326 nucleotides. RefSeq lists its product as hypothetical. Lineage: Eukaryota; Fungi; Ascomycota; Eurotiomycetes; Eurotiales; Aspergillaceae. The transcript is spliced from 2 exons. The record is from RefSeq and is a predicted model, not a curated record. Gene Ontology annotation, biological process: alkaloid metabolic process. Gene Ontology annotation, molecular function: transferase activity, transferring alkyl or aryl (other than methyl) groups. Bases 1 to 1326 code for a protein of 441 amino acids.